Cydia strobilella is the source of this 1761-nucleotide messenger RNA. Its product is annotated as solute carrier family 25 member 32. Lineage: Eukaryota; Metazoa; Arthropoda; Insecta; Lepidoptera; Tortricidae. The record is from RefSeq and is a predicted model, not a curated record. Gene Ontology annotation, molecular function: FAD transmembrane transporter activity; folic acid transmembrane transporter activity. Bases 205 to 1164 code for a protein of 319 amino acids. Gene Ontology annotation, biological process: folate import into mitochondrion; nucleotide transport. Gene Ontology annotation, cellular component: mitochondrion. The transcript is spliced from 6 exons.
AAUCUGUGCAUUCGUGAUGUGAUGGAGGAAAGUGAUUCGUACAAUGCAAUUUCGUCGAAUAUUACGAAAGAAAUAUGCUUAGUGAAAAUUCAUUUAAAUAUACAUUUGUUAAAGAUUUCUGGGAAAGUGUGUUUCGGUAGGCUUAUUGUUUUGUGAAAACAAAAUGCAAAGUAUAUAUCUGUGAUCUAUUAUAAAUUAUAAAUCAUGAGUACCAUGAAGAACCCAAAUCCAUCAUCUUCGAAAGUGGCUUUGUUAAGCCACAUUAAAUACGAGCACCUGGUAGCUGGUAUAUCGGGUGGCGUUACGUCUACGCUGAUUCUGCACCCUUUGGACCUCAUUAAAAUUAGAUUUGCUGUGAAUGACGGCCGGACCGCCACAGUGCAUAGGUACGACGGGCUCAGCAGUGCAUUCGUGACCAUAGUGAAGAAAGAAGGCGUGAAGGGGCUGUACAGAGGGGUCACGCCCAACGUCUGGGGCUCCGGUUCCGCAUGGGGAUUCUAUUUCUUAUUCUACAACGCAAUAAAAACAUGGAUCCAAGGCGGCAACGCGCGCAACCCGCUCGGUCCCGGCAUGCAUAUGCUCGCCGCCGCCGAGGCCGGAGUCCUAUCCCUCAUCAUGACCAACCCCAUCUGGGUGGUGAAGACAAGACUCUGCCUGCAGUAUAGUGAAGAACAUGUUGCUGACAAUAAGAGAUACAAGGGGAUGGUGGAUGGACUGUGCAAGAUUUAUAGGACUGAGGGGGUCAGGGGAUUAUAUCGGGGCUUCGUACCCGGCAUGUUUGGCGUGUCACACGGCGCGCUGCAGUUCAUGACCUACGAGGAGAUGAAGAACCGCUACAACCAGUACCGGAACCUGCCCAUCGACAUUAAACUGACGUCGGUGGAAUACCUGACGUUCGCGGCCGUGUCGAAGCUGAUAGCGGCGGGCGCCACGUACCCGUACCAGGUGGUGCGCGCGCGCAUGCAGGACCAGCACCGCGUCUACCGCGGCGCCUGGCACUGCGUCACCGAGACCUGGAGCCACGAGGGAUGGCGCGGAUUCUACAAGGGGCUUCAGCCGAACCUCGUUCGAGUGGUCCCGGCCACCAUGAUCACGUUCCUCACCUACGAGAACGUGUCGCACUAUAUGCUUCGACGAGGACGGGAAAUCAAACUGCCUUCCUAAAUGUACGAACUGAUUGGAUGCUCGCCAUCGGUCAACGGCCUACUCGUAGGGUUGCGUCUGGUGUCCAGCCGGAGAGAAAAGGAGUGGCGAUCGACUAUGGUGCGGUCAGAAUACCCGUAAAUUGUCUCCCCAGGCACAUACGAGAACGUGUCGCACUACAUGAUGCGCCGCGGACGGGAGAUCACACUGCUUUAUUAAAUAUAUUAAAUACGGGACAUUCACAUAUUUUAAGUCGAAAAACGCUCGACAUGUAUCAAUCCGUACCGAAGAGUGACUUCAGGAGCUCGCGUUGGCGUACCGGCGCUGACAACAUACAACACGGAGUGAAACAUGUCGAGCGUUUUUCGACUUAAAAUACGUGAGUGACCGGUUUUUAAUAUGUUUAAUAGGAAGUUUUGUUAUAAAAAUCACACUGCUUUCAUAAGUGUGCAAACUGACGCUGCGAGAGCGAGAGGUGCGGCGUCUAGCGUCUAUGUUAAACAUAUGCGAGCGUCUUCAGUGCGCGCUGUUCAAAACACUAGGUAGCUUGACGCUCUGCUGAACGCUUGAAGCCUUGAACAAGGCCGUGCCCUAAUAUCACAGGCAAGGCAAAGCUGG